UAAAAAUCUUUUUUUUUAACUAAGGAAAUAACAUUUGCUCAUAACUUUUAUGUUGAAUAAUCGAAAUAAAUUGUAACAAAACUUCUCACACCUCACGAUACUCCUCUUAUGUGUUAACAUUUGUGAAAAAUAAAACAUAACCUCAACACCAUUACCAUGGCGGCAGCUUACGGAAUUCAUGUGGGUAACAGUUCGGCUUGUUUAGCUUCAUUCAACAACGGAACAGCUGCCGUCAUCGCCAACGACGCAGGAGACAGAGUCACGCCAGCAAUUCUUGCCUUGAACGGCACAGAAUGGGAGAUUGGAUUGCCCGCGAAAGCUGGUCAACCUAACUCCAAGUCCAGUAUCAAAAACAAUAAACGGCUGAUAAACUGCGACUGGAAUGAAGACGACCUCGCGUGCGUCGAAGGAACCUCGUCGUGUAGCAUCAUCAAUGACGAGAGACUAGUAAAGUAUGAAUUUACUACCAGUGAAACCACAGUCUAUGCCACUCCUGAUGAUAUAGCAACUAAAAUUUAUGCUAAGCUGUUCACUAAUGCCAGUCACUCUAUGAGGACUGAAGGCGAUUUGAAGUUGGUGCUUGCUGCACCCCUGCACUGGCCAGAGAGUAGCAGGCAGAGGCUGGCCAAGUGUGCAGAGUUGUCCGGCUUUGAUGUUGUUCAAGUGAUCAGUGAACCAGCUGCAGCCCUGUUGGCUUACAACAUUGAAGAGUCAUCUGAAGAUGUGAAUGUACUAGUGUACAGGCUUGGAGGGUCCACAUGCGAUGCAUCAAUUGUCAAAGUCUCUGGAGGCUUCAUGACGGUAGAGAAAAACAUUUUCAGAUCAGAUUUAGGAGGACACUGCCUCACAAGAGAUCUAGCUGAUUUCAUUGCUCAGGAAUUCAGACAAAAGUGGAAACUGGACCCGAAGGAGAGCCGCCGCGCGAUGGCCAAACUGCAGAAUCAUGCCGACAACUGCAAGCAUGUGCUGUCCACACUGAACUCCGCCCACGUCUUCAUUGAGUCAUUGCUGGAUGGAGUUGACUGGAGCCAAAAUGUAUCCCGUGCAAGAUUUGAGAACAUUAUCUCAUCUAAAAUCUCCUCUUACAUUGAGCCAGCACAAAAAGUGCUUGAAGGUUUUGAGGGGAAAAUUCACAAAAUAGUUCUAUGCGGAGGCAGUAUGAAGAUACCCAAGUUGCAAUCUGCUAUUGCUAAUCUUCUUCCUGAAGCCGAGUUGCUGUCAGGUAUCAACCCAGAUGAGGUGAUUGCUGUGGGGUGCGCCCGAGAAGCUGGAUUGCUCCUGGACUUGCCAGAGUUUGCCCUGAAAGAUGUCAACACUGAUGUAGAAUUCCUGGGUAAAGAUAUUUAUUUGAAAUACUUGGACCAGACUGUCCAUCUUUUCAAAGAAGGAACACCAAUAUAUGCCCAGAAUAGCUGUAGUGUGGAAGUUGCUAAGGAUUCUAAAGACAUCAAUUUCACCUUACAUGAAGAUCCUGAAACAGAUCACUUUGCCAGUGAAACAUUUAACAUAGAAGAGUUGUGUAAACCUUUUACGGUUAAAGCUACUAUACAACACUCCAAAAUUAUGUUGCAAGUUGAAUAAGAAAUUAACUUAAUAAAUAUUAUUUCUUUUUAA
Plutella xylostella (diamondback moth) is the source of this 1614-nucleotide messenger RNA. It is a transcript of the gene Hsp70-14, whose product is annotated as heat shock 70 kDa protein 14-like. Gene Ontology annotation, cellular component: nucleus; cytosol. Gene Ontology annotation, biological process: protein folding. Gene Ontology annotation, molecular function: ATP-dependent protein folding chaperone; ATP binding. Lineage: Eukaryota; Metazoa; Arthropoda; Insecta; Lepidoptera; Plutellidae. The record is from RefSeq and is a predicted model, not a curated record.